UGCGCCGCUAUUCACCCUGCUCGGCCAGACUACUGCGUCCGCUCCACCAAACAGCCCUUCCAUCCGCCAGAGGUUUCUAGUACCUGGACUCGGAGCUCGGAACGAGAGCAGCCCUGAAGCGAUGCAGUCGUCACCUGGUCAAGAGCACACCGGUUCAGCGGUCAACUCGCGAGAAAUCGCCCGCGCCGCCACUAUGCCAAAGCCCAGUGCUGCUCUUGCCUCCGCGCCCACGGCUUCUCCCUUGGAUAAACCUAGGACCAUCGACGGCUCUCUCCGGGGCUCCCAAACACACAAUAGUCCAAAGUUUGGGACUCGACAUAUUCUCAUACUCUGCCUGGCUGCUGUGGCAUCCUGCCUCGUGCUGAUCGUCCUCUGGCUACUGCUGCGCGGUCAAGAGGCGCACCGGCCAGGGACCUGCUCUGACACCGAGGAGCAGCUGUUGGUGAAAACCUCGCUGGGCGAAAUCAGGGGAGUCGCCGUCGAGACCAGCAAUGGGCAGCGCGCGCGCGUCUUUCGCGGCAUCCCCUUCGGCGAGGGCACGACGGGAGGCCGGCGCUUCGAGCUCGCCACUAAGGUCACCAAGCUACGCUCUCCUUUUGCGGCGGUGAAGCAAGGUCCUGCGUGCUUGCAGCCGUCAAUACACGUCCCGGUACUGCGGUCGGUCACUGUCAUGUCGGACAACUGCCUCACCCUGAACGUCUGGGCUCCCAGCCGCUGCUCGAUGGAGAAAGGGCAGUCACUGCCGGUGCUGUUUUUCCUGGGCGGCUGGAUGUUUCAUGUUGCCAGCUGGAACGGUCUCUUCGAUUGGAGUACCAUGGCGAGCCAUGGCCGCGUGAUCGUCGUGUCCCCUAACUUCCGGCUCGGCGCUGCCGGCUUCCUGCACCGCAACGGAACCGGCCCGGACAACGUGGGCGUCGAAGACAUCCUGCUCGCCUGGAAUUGGACCAAGGAGCACAUCGCGUCGUUCGGUGGCAACGCCAGCAACGUGGUGCCCUUGGGUCACUCGAGUGGCGGCUUUGUGGUCUCCGCCUUGCUCGCCAGACCUGAGCUGUUCGAUGCGAACCGGUCGGUCAUCCUGUCGCAGAGCAUGUUUACCCUAACUCCGGAUAACAGUGGAGAAAAAGGAGUGCGCAAAACCGAGUUCCUCGGGGAACUUUGCUGCAACAGGUCGUCCUGCGCCGCUGGUCGGUCCAUUCCAGAAUACGUCCGGUGCCUGGCCUUCCUUCCAGCGGCGGAGCUGGUGGACAUGUUGAAGUUAAGAUUUUCGUUGGCGCAGAUAAACCUCGACGGCGGACCUUUCUUUUUCGCCGACGCCAGGAAACUUCCGGAUGACCGGAGCUUCUUCGCCGGCAAAGAUGUGUUGCUCGGGAACACUAUUCACGAGGCGGACCGCGUGCUGGCGUUCGGCAUAGCAGUGCAGAACCUGACGGACAGUGGGGUGCGCGACAUCGUCAAGUUCCUGGCGCGCCAAAUCGGCUUUCCGGAAGAGAAGGUACUGAAAUACUUAGGCCCCUACCUGGCCCUCGACGACGACAGCGCAUCCCGGUUCGAGAAACUGGAGAAGCUGAACGAUCUCUUCACGAAGGGGGCGUUCCAGUGCCCCAUGCUGCAGUACGCGACAGAAGCUGCGAAGGGUGGUGCGAACGUCCGCUUCAUGGUUUUGGCGGAGGAGAAGAUGGACGCUGUUGAUCGCGCCACCGGCGACGGGGUCGCCACGUACGGGGACGACCUGCGCUUACUAUCGGGUGACCCGACGUACCAGAGUUUAACGACGCCCCAGAGCAGCCUGUCCCACACCAUGAUGGGUCACGUGGCGGCGUUUGCGAGCUCAGGGAAUCCGGGGCACAUUUCCGCUACAGAAGAGUGGCCUCCAUUCACGGAAGCCGAAAAGAAGGUUGUCCUGCUGAACAGCUCAGUGGUGUGGGCUGAGGCCCAGUGGCACGCACAACCCUGCGGCAUGCUGAUGGAAAUAUUGUCCCUGCUUUUGUCUGGCGGUUUGUAAGCAUGCCGUUAUAAAAAUCGAUUC
Molecule: messenger RNA, 2026 nt
Organism: Dermacentor andersoni
Lineage: Eukaryota; Metazoa; Arthropoda; Arachnida; Ixodida; Ixodidae
Product: acetylcholinesterase-like
Biological process (GO): acetylcholine catabolic process; choline metabolic process
Cellular component (GO): plasma membrane
Molecular function (GO): acetylcholinesterase activity
Source: RefSeq, a predicted model, not a curated record